This is a messenger RNA of Spirodela intermedia, 936 nucleotides long. Lineage: Eukaryota; Viridiplantae; Streptophyta; Magnoliopsida; Alismatales; Araceae. The record is from the annotation of a GenBank genome assembly.
AUGGUAGUGAGGGGACUGUUGCAGAUACAUCUGGUCGAUGCGAGGGAUCUGAAGGCGAUGGAUACCACCAGUGAGUCUCCCUCAUGCCCUGACCAUCAAGUACCCAACCCAUAUCCUGCCUUCUGGUCGCCCUUCCUUAUACUUCUGCUCUCGUCGUGUCCACAGGCAGGAUGGAUCCCUACGUCAUCCUCCGGUACAUGGGGCAAGAGCGCAAGAGCCGUGUCCUCAGAGGUAAAUCCACCGCCGCCCUCCUCUUCUCCUCCUCUUUCUCUUCCUCGAGCUCUUCCUCCGCCUCCGAGAAGCUUGAGAGCAGGAAUUUAAUGGCGUCCUCGCUCUGCAGAGGGAGGCUCCAACCCUACGUGGAACGAGAUGUUCACAUUCCAGGCGGAGUAUCCGUCGCCGGACAACCAGCACAAUCUCGUCCUGAAGAUCAUGGACGAGGACACCUUUUCCGCCGACGACUUCGCCGGCGCCGCUACGUAAGGAUUCCGAUUCCUCCUCUGGCUCGCUCUUAUUCCACCAGGUCAACCACGACCCAUCUGACCGGGGCCUCCGUGACGGAACAGGAUCAACGUGGGGGACUUGCUACAGCUGGGAGCGGAGAAGGGGUCUGCGGAGCUUCCUCCUCACCGUUACAGAGUCGUCCUCGCCGACCGCAGUUACCAAGGGGAUAUCCGGGUCGGCGUCUCCUUCAAGCGGAAGGUACUACACACAAUCAAGACUCUCCCCCACACUUCCCCAUCUGGAUUUGCCUCUUCUCGAGUUCUUCCUGGUCUGAUCUCCCCCAUCUGGGGUUUUUUCUCCUUCUCGGGCUCUUACUGUCAGUAAGGGGUGAACCAUGGAGGGGACAUCGGAGGGUGGAAGGUCAGCGGCGGCGUCAGAGAUGGCGGCGGAGGGCGCGGCGUGGCAGGACGUUGGUGGAGAUUAAUAUUCUAG